UUGGCCCAAGACAAAAAGGCGCAAAUGGCACACGUUACAAACCGCAAGUUUUACUGCGCCCAGCUCUUCGCGACUGACGACUAUCGUCUCUCCGUCUCGCCGCCUUCCAUUACCGACCACCGGGCCACUUGCUGCUCUCGUCUUUUUGGGUUUUAUGAUCGCCCUCUCAGACUUCGCCUUUGUUGCUUGAUUUUGCAAUAAUAUUGUUUGCUUCUUGGCUUCCAUAUCAUUUUAGAAGGUACAAUUCAAGAAGUUGCAAUCUACUUCCCUUGGUAAGUUAAUGCCCUCAUCUCACUAUUUGUUGCCUUGUCAGCCAAAAUAAUGAAUUAUUGUUGCAUUGUUGGCAAAAUAAUGAAUGCUAUUGUCUUGUCAACAAAAUAAUGAAUGUUGUUACCUUGUCAGCAAAUUACUGAAUUAUUGUUGCCUUAUCAACUUAAUGAAUUAUUUUUAAAUUAUCAUUGUAGUAAUGGACCACUGAUGAUUUUUUUGUUUGCGAUUUUUAAGAAUUUGAUGUGAAGAUAGAUACAGAUUAAUGUCACAUGUAUGCAUAUAUUAUAUUGACUUUUGUAAAUUUCAGCCACCGUGUCCUAAAUUCUUGGAUCAGCCCUUGUUCAGAAUGGGAAUAUUUGAACCGUUCCGAGCUAUCGGUUACAUAACAACAAAUGUACCCUUCUCUGUACAACGUCUAGGCACUGAAGCCUUUGUCACCGUCAGCGUUGGCAAAGCCUUCCAAAUUUAUGACUGUGCCAAGCUGAAUUUAGUCCUUGUUGGUUCUCAACUGCCAAAGAAGAUACGAGCUCUUGCCUCUUAUCGAGACUACACAUUUGCGGCAUAUGGCCAUAACAUUGCAGUUUUUAAGCGUGCUCAUCAGGUGGCUACUUGGAGCAGCCACAAUUCCAAGGUUAAUCACCUGCUUCUUUUUGGCGAACAUGUUUUGAGUGUUGACAUUGAAGGCAAUAUGUUUAUUUGGGCAUUUAAAGGAAUGGACCAGAAUAUUGCUCCUACUGUUCAUAUUUUGCUAGAAAAUAACCGUCCAAGUUGCAUAAUGCAUCCCGAUACUUAUUUAAACAAGGUAAUUGUUGGAAGUCAGGAUGGUUCCUUGCAACUUUGGAACAUUAGCACCAAGAAAAAGCUUUAUGAGUUCAAGGGGUGGACGUCGACCAUAUGUUGCUGCAUUUCGUCGCCUGCACUGGAUGUUGUUGCCGUUGGCUGUUCCAAUGGAAAAAUUCAUGUUCACAACAUUCGUUAUGAUGAAGAGAUUGUGACAUUCACUCAUUCUACUAGAGGUUCUGUGACUGCUUUGUCUUUCAGCACUGAUGGGCAGCCCCUUUUAGCAUCUGGUGGUACAUCUGGAGUAAUAAGUGUAUGGAAUCUUGAGAAAAGGAAGCUUCAGUCUGUCAUUAGAGACGCCCAUGACUGCUCAGUAGUUUCACUUCACUUCUUUGCUAAUGAGCCUGUGCUUAUGAGUUCGUCAGCAGAUAAUUCUAUCAAAAUGUGGAUCUUUGAUACGAGUGAUGGGGAUCCUCGUCUGUUGCAAUUUAGAAGUGGGCACAGUGCUCCUCCUCUCUGCAUCAGGUACUAUGCUAAUGGACGGCACAUCCUAUCUGCUGGCCAGGACCGUGCCUUUCGUCUUUUCUCUGUCGUCCAGGAUCAGCAAAGUAGAGAACUUUCUCAACGCCAUGUAUCUAAAAGAGCAAAAAAACUCAGGCUGAAGGAAACAGAAAUAAAGCUGAAGCCAGUAAUUGCAUUUGAUGUUGCUGAAAUCCGGGAACGUGAUUGGUGCAAUGUGGUUACAUGCCAUAUGGAUACUUCUCAAGCGUACGUAUGGAGGCUUCAAAAUUUUAUUAUUGGUGAGCACAUCCUAACCCCACGUGUAGAGAAUCCAACUCCCAUUAAAUCCUGUGCCAUCAGUGUUUGUGGCAAUUUUGCAGUUUUAGGGACAGCAGGUGGUUGGAUUGAGCGUUUUAAUCUUCAGUCAGGAAUCAGUCGAGGAAGCUACAUUGAUAAGUUUGUGAGAAAAACCUGUGCUCAUGAUGGGGAAGUGAUUGGUAUUGCCUGUGAUUCUACAAAUACCAUUAUGAUAAGUGCUGGAUUCCAUGGGGAUGUAAAAGUUUGGGAUUUUAAGACUCGCGAAAUGAAAUCGAGGUGGGAAAUAGGUUGUUCACUGGUUAAGAUAAUAUAUCAUCGUUCUAAUGGCCUUUUGGCUACUGUGGCAGAUGACUUGGUAAUCUGUUUGUUUGAUGCCGUGGCGUUGAGGAUGGUUAGGAAAUUUGAAGGUCAUACUGAUCGUAUAACAGAUAUGUGCUUCAGUGAGGAUGGCAAAUGGCUUUUAUCAUCCAGUAUGGAUGGGACUUUUAGGAUUUGGGAUGUAAUUCUUGCUAAACAAAUAGAUGCUAUAUCCGUUGACGUGUCUAUAACUGCAUUAUCUCUGUCACCGAAUAUGGAUGUUUUAGCAACAACUCAUGUGGAUCAAAAUGGGGUUUAUCUGUGGGUUAAUCGGGCAAUGUUUUCUAGCACUUCUAGCAAUGUUUCCCAUGGGAGUGGGAAGGAAAUUGUGAGUGUUAAGCUACCAUCUGUUUCUUCUGCAGAAGAUUCUAUAGAUAACAAUUUUGAAAAGGUCAAUGCAAACCCUCCACAAGACGAAGACGCUUCUCACUUGAUAUUAGAUCAGCAAAUUCCUGAUCUAGUCACACUUUCGCUCUUGCCCAGGAGUCAGUGGCAAAGCUUGAUCAAUCUGGAUAUUAUAAAGGCCCGGAACAAACCUAUUGAACCUCCAAAGAAACCUGAAAAGGCUCCUUUUUUCCUUCCAUCGAUUCCUUCUCUCUCGGGAGAGAUAUUAUUUAACUCUAGACAAUCUGCAGAUGAAAAGAUGGAUGCACAAGCUGGUGAAACUGACAAGAAAAGGAAAAAAACUGAUAACACAGUUUCCCAGUUCUUGCAUUUCCUCCAGUCUUCAGAGGAAAAUAACUUUGCUGCAUUUACUAAUUAUAUCAAAGGUUUAUCUUCUUCCGCUUUGGAUGUGGAACUAAGGAUGCUUCAGAUUAUAGAUGACCACGAUGAGCUAGAAACUGAGAAGAGACCAGAACUGUACUUCAUCGAACUUCUACUGGAUUAUUUUAUACAUGAGAUAUCUUGCAGAAACAAUUUUGAGUUUAUCCAGGCUGUAAUCAGAUUAUUUUUAAAGAUUCAUGGUGAAACUAUUCGGUGCCAGUCAGGGUUGCAGGAUAAAGCAUGGAAGCUUCUAGAACUUCAGUCAACAGUAUGGCAAAAAGUUGAUACCUUGUUCCAGAGUACGAGAUGUAUGGUUACUUUUCUUAGUAACUCACAAUUUUGAAUUUGUUUAAACAAUCCUCAUUUUUCAUUUGCUCUCAGUUUUGUCUUUUAGAGAAAUUCUGAAUACAUAUUUGUACAUAUUGGAUAAGUUAAUUCGGCAAAAGUUUACUACGUAGGACAGCGUUUGAAGAA
This is a messenger RNA of Olea europaea var. sylvestris, 3465 nucleotides long. Its product is annotated as U3 small nucleolar RNA-associated protein 21 homolog. The transcript is spliced from 8 exons. Gene Ontology annotation, cellular component: Pwp2p-containing subcomplex of 90S preribosome; small-subunit processome. The record is from RefSeq and is a predicted model, not a curated record. Gene Ontology annotation, molecular function: protein binding. Lineage: Eukaryota; Viridiplantae; Streptophyta; Magnoliopsida; Lamiales; Oleaceae. Bases 533 to 3334 code for a protein of 933 amino acids. Gene Ontology annotation, biological process: rRNA processing.